Drosophila mojavensis is the source of this 2788-nucleotide messenger RNA. RefSeq names its product putative cyclin-dependent serine/threonine-protein kinase DDB_G0272797/DDB_G0274007 (gene Dyro). The coding region runs from base 597 to 2372 and encodes 591 amino acids. The record is from RefSeq and is a predicted model, not a curated record. Lineage: Eukaryota; Metazoa; Arthropoda; Insecta; Diptera; Drosophilidae. The transcript has 4 exons.
CGCCUUCGCCGCAUUCUAAGCUUUAGGUAAAGCUUAUGAUAUAGCGGUAAUGAUCUGUGCUAAAAGUGCUAAAACCACAGCAGCAGCAAGUAUGGAAGGUGUUUGUAGCGGUGGGCGGGGGCGUGAGGCGAGCAUAAAACCAAGUGACGGACUUACGGCCAACAGCAGCAGCGGCAGCAGCAACAAUAACAGCAGCAGCAGCAAUAACAACAACAGCAGCAACAACAACAACAGCAACUGGCCCGUUUGGAGCAGCGCGCAUGCCACACACAGUUUAAAUAUGUGAAAUUAGUACAAAUCGUGAUUUCAACAGCGAACGACCGACGACGAACGACGAAGCGGCGAAAACAACAACGAACGUGUCGGGGGAUCGUAACGUCAACGUCGAGUGGCAACACCAGCAGCAGCAACAGCAACGUCACGUCGCACCCGCUUGCGCGCGCGCGCAUCCAUCCAACCCAGCCGAACCGUACCGAACCAGCACCAUCCAACAAACCACCCACUGCACCUUAACAACAACACCAACAACAACGACAACAACAGCAGCAAGAGCAGCAUCACCACUGCCUCCUUUAACCGUUAACUUUCUCCGCACGAUGUCCAGCAGUGGCGCCAGCGCAGCGCAGUACAAACUCGACGCCAACUCCAAUGCUAUCGCUUUGAUUGCUGCUGACGCCGCAGCGCUGCCGCCGUCACCGUCGCCGUCGACGCAGGCUUCGCCUGCGGAUCGAAUUGAAUGGUCGCGCGCCACGAUAUUGGGCUUCAUCGAGGAUUAUCGACGGCAGCGCGUGCUCUGGGACCCAAACACUAAAGGCUAUCACAUCAAGCAGACCAAAUACGAGGCGCUUAAGCUGCUCAGCCAGAAAUAUGGGACAGAAAUUCGCUCGAUUCGUUCGAAAAUCAAAUCGCUGCGCUCCUCCUUCCAUCGUGAGCACGGCAAGGUGAUCAACGGGCGCAGCCGAGGCGUUCACUAUCAGCCCAUGUGGUUUGCAUAUGAGGCAAUUCGCUUCAUUUUGGAUGGGGAACGGGACGCCGACGCCUCUGCCAUGGACGGCGUCGUUGACAGUGACGUAGAACCGGCUGCGUCGACAGCGCUGCUGGACUCGGAAGCAGCUGAUAAACUGACGCUGAUGCAUAGCCUAGAUUUGGAACAGCUGACAGCUGCUGCUGCGGGCAAGCAACAGGCUGAGCAGCACGAAGACUUCGCUGCUCGCGUCGCUGCCGCCGUUGCUGUUGUGGCUGCAGCCGCAGCCGCGGCGAACGUCAGGGAACGGGAACACAAUAUGGACGACGAUGCAGCAGCCUCAGAUGGCAAUUCCAAUGGUGCUGGCAAUGGCAGCGGCAGCGACGCAACAGCAUCAUCAGCAACGGCCGCUGCAGCCGUCUCAGCUGCUGUGACACGUUCCUCUUCAGAUUUGGAUGGCGAGAGCUAUUGCAAUAUCAGCGCCGAAGAUGUGAAGACAGAAAUUAUCGAGCACGAACCAGAGCUGGGCAUGCUCGAUAGGCAGACGAGCACGCCGCUCUCUCUCUCCGCGAGCUACUACAAACCCACGGAUCUGACAUAUAAUCCGCGCAAGCGUAAAGCGCAAAUGGAUGAGCUCGAUGGCUGUGAUGUCAGCGCUGGCGUGGGCGUUGGCAUUGUUGGGGGCGUGGUUGGGGCAUUAACUCUGACGCCCAUCAAGUCGACGGGGCAGACGACAGUGCUGCAGCAACACCAACAUCAACAUCAACAUCAGCAGCAGCAGCAGCAGCAGCAACAACAACUACAGCAACAGCAACAACAACAUCCACACAAUCAGAUCGCAUUUCAUACGCUGCAGCAACACUUUAGCCACAAUCUCAGCCAUGGCAGCCACAAUGGCAAUGGGCAUGCACAACCGCAGCAGCUACAACAAAAACAACAACAACAUCAGCAGCAGCAGCAGCAGCAACAACAACAUUCCAAUAACAUGGCACAAAAACGUGAUCGUGGUCGUGAUCUCUCCUGCUCGCCAACUCUGGCCCACAACAACAACAACAACAGCAGCAACUGCAACAACAACACUAACAACAAUACUAAUAACAACAACAGCAACAACAACAACAGCAGCUCCUUGGAUCUGGCCACAACUGGCAGCAGCGGCAUAUCCAGCCUAACUGCCACGCCCCUCAAAAUGAGCAGCGGCAGCAGCCUGGCCGGCAACAGCCAUGUGGAUGAAUAUGGGGUGUUUGGUGAGUACGUGGCCAUCACCAUAAGAAAACUGAAGACGCCCAAGUCGAAGAUAGUCGUCAAGCACCUGAUCAACAAUUUGCUGUACGAAGCGGAGCUGGGCAACUAUGAUCAGGGGAUGCCGGCCUCCAAAGAGCCGCCGCAGCUCUACAAAAUGCAAUAGCCAAAGGGGGGCAGAGUGAGUGUGGGCGUGGGCGAGAGUGGGUGUGACUGGGAGUGGGAGCAGUCAAAAGUCCGGCAACCUGUAGUUAAGCAAGAAAGAGAGACAAAGAGAGAGAGAGAGCGAGCGAGAGCGCAAGAGAGUAGGAGAAAACGCACUAGUCAGCAAAUAAGAGCAACAAGAGCCAACAAAUUCUAAGCGUAGUUUAGGGGCGGGUUAUUAUUUUUGGAUAAAAAUAAAUAAGCCAGGCGCAUUUCAUUCAGGGACAAAGACCAUUUAAGUACUUUUAUAUGAAACACGUAAAAAUAAUAAAUAUAUAGAGCUGUACAUAAACAUAUAAUAUACUACUAUAUAGACAUGCAUAUCAGCGUUUAGUCAAUCAAAACAGUCAGUUGCAAAUACAAACAUACAAACAUAAA